Messenger RNA from Cornus florida, 1090 nucleotides. RefSeq names its product transcription factor SCREAM2-like. The record is from RefSeq and is a predicted model, not a curated record. The transcript is spliced from 4 exons. Bases 347 to 814 code for a protein of 155 amino acids. Gene Ontology annotation, molecular function: sequence-specific DNA binding; DNA-binding transcription factor activity; protein dimerization activity. Gene Ontology annotation, cellular component: nucleus. Gene Ontology annotation, biological process: regulation of DNA-templated transcription. Lineage: Eukaryota; Viridiplantae; Streptophyta; Magnoliopsida; Cornales; Cornaceae.
AGUCAUUUUUUAUGAUGAUGUCAGUCAGGCCUGAACCACACCACACCAGAGGGAGGGCAUUAAUUCAUCAAUUAUAAGCAGUAGUCUAGAAUGAUCACGUGGCAAUGUCGUAAUUCCCAUAUAUCUGGCAUAUUCAUGCAGUAAACCAACAAGAGAGAGAGAGAAAAAUCAUGUGAAUUGAGAGCUCAUCUUCUCUUUAAAAACCCCUCAAAAACUUGCUAGCUGUAAUAUAUCAUAUAUGUGUAUUUUUGUGUGUGUGUGUGUGUGUGAGAGAGAGAGAGAGAGAGAGAGAGAGAAGUUGGGAUCAAGCUGAAGCUGGUAAGAGGAGGAAGAAGGUAGAGGCCGGAUGGGUUCUAGGGAGCAAAAGAGAGCGGCUCUAUAUGAAAAGUUGCAACAACUUCGUUCUGCUACUCACUCCACUGCUGUGAACAAGACCUCAAUUAUAGUGGAUGCAUCAAAGUAUAUAGAGGAGUUGAAGGAUAAAGUAGAAAGAUUGCACCAAGAAGUUGCAACUUCUUCACAGAUUUCAAACCCAUUACCGAUGGAGGUUACAGUGGAAACUCUAGAAAAGGGUUUCCUAAUUAACGUGUUUUCGGAAAAGAAUUGCCCAGGCUUGCUUGUCUCUAUACUGGAAGCUUUUCAAGAGCUGGGCCUUGACGUCCUCGAUGCUAGGGUUUCUUGUUCAGACAAUUUCCGUCUAGAAGCUGUUGGAGGAGAUAAUCAAGGAAAACACGAUAGCAUAGAUGCUCAAGUGGUCAAACAAGCGGUGCUGCAAGCUAUCAGGAACUGGAGCCAAAGUAGUGAGAAGGAAUAACCUAGCUAGCUAAUGUCUCCAUCCAUUUUUUCUCUCUUAAUUAAUUUCCACUUUCUUUAUUUACUUCAAUCUCUAUCUUAAUUUUCUUUUUCCUUGUAGCCCAUGAAAGUAAUAUAUAUAUACACACACACACAUAUAUAAUAUUAAAAGGAAGUACUAAAUUUUUAUCUAAUCAAAACUAAAAUAUCUAGGCAGAAUGAAAAUGUUUCUUGGUUUAAUGCAGAAUGGCUUUUUAAUAUAUAUUCAUGGAAAGCUUAAUUUCAAGCUUGUGCAGUA